AGUCAAGCCAAAGACUAAACCAAGUAAGCAAGAAAGCAAAGGCGAAAGUCAUCAUCAACCCCCAUGUUGUCCAUUAAAUGACCUUCUCUGUUUUCCAAACUACACUAUUAAAUGCCCGUAGCUGCACCAGCAGUUAAUCUACCCACCCACCCUCUCUCCCCCUAAACCCCCCCUUCCCUUUCUCAUGGACCUUCUCAACCCCAUUUUUCUCCCUUCCCAAUGUCCUCCUCCGUCUUCCGCCGCCAACCACCACCUCUAACCAUCACACCCCCACCCACCACCAACUCCAACUCCCUCUCUCAGAACCUCAGCACCAUCGGCCUCGGUUAUGCAAUUGCCAUAGCUCUUGGGUUCCUCGUUCUCCUCUCCACUGUCCUCCUUGCUUCUUACAUCUGCUGCCGUUCCGCCGCCGCCCGUCGCCGCCGCCGUCAAGCCCAACACAAUUCUCAAAACCUCAAUAAUAGUGAAAAUGGAAUUUACCUACCUCGUAUCAUAUUCGUAGCGGAAGAUGAUGAGGAAAACGACGAGGUUUCAUCACAGAACGCAACGUUGGGUCUUGAUCAAGUCGUAAUCAACUCGUACCCUAAGUUGGUUUACUCCAAAAGAAACGGUAACGGUAACGGAAAUGAUUGUCCGAUAUGCUUGUGUGAGUAUAAGGAUGGAGAAAUGCUUAGGAUGAUGCCGGACUGUAAGCAUUAUUUUCACGUGAUGUGUAUCGACGCGUGGCUGAAAUUGAAUGCUUCAUGUCCAGUUUGUCGGAACUCGCCGUUGCCGACGCCGUUAUCUACGCCGUUGUCGGAGGUGGUCCCACUUUCUCAGUAUUCCGAUGGCCGAAGAAGAGUAUAAUAUAUAAUGUGGACUUUUGAUAAUUUGGAAAUGUAAAAAGUUUUGUUGGAAUUAAAAGUUUCAUUUUUUGCCCUUUUAAUAUUAGGGUUGAAUCACUUUGAGUUUGUGUUUGUGUUUUUUAUGAUGAUUUUUUCUUGAUUACACAGAAUGGACGAUUGAGUAUCAA
Nicotiana tabacum (common tobacco) is the source of this 1012-nucleotide messenger RNA. Lineage: Eukaryota; Viridiplantae; Streptophyta; Magnoliopsida; Solanales; Solanaceae. The record is from RefSeq and is a predicted model, not a curated record.